Bufo gargarizans (Asiatic toad) is the source of this 711-nucleotide messenger RNA. RefSeq lists its product as uncharacterized. Gene Ontology annotation, biological process: regulation of transcription by RNA polymerase II. Bases 1 to 711 code for a protein of 236 amino acids. The record is from RefSeq and is a predicted model, not a curated record. Lineage: Eukaryota; Metazoa; Chordata; Amphibia; Anura; Bufonidae. The transcript has 4 exons. Gene Ontology annotation, cellular component: transcription regulator complex; nucleus.
AUGUCUAGAAUUGAUGUCAGCAAACUCAUUGUCUUGAUCCAAGACAGGCCAGAGAUUUGGGAUUGCCGACAAAAUAUGUACCAAGACCGUGUGCGAAAGGAUCGUUCAUGGGAAGAGAUCGCGCAGGAGCUCUUGCCUGAUGAAUGGGAAAGAUACAGAUCUGAGAAACGUAUGGGACUUGUAAAAAGACUAAAAACAAAAUGGAAUUCAUGCCGUGAUCAAUUUCGCCGUGAGUUCAAUGCCAACAAAGGUCACAGUGGCGAUGGGAAACCGAAAAAAAAACCUUAUCUCUACACCAAGGAUUUACAGUUUCUUUUACCUAUAAUGGACCUGCGACCUACUGUGGACAAUCUGGAGGCUGAAGGUGACUCUUCAACUGACAUAGAAAAUCCAACACCACCACCAUCAUGUUCCACAGCCGCUGUAGAAAUGGAGGAUGUUCCAAGACCAGAUGAGGAAAGUCACCAGGAAACUUCGCCUCAACAGCCUACUCAGCGUCCAAGCAAAAAAAGGAGGGGAGGCAGUAAUCCACAAGCUCCCUCUGAGAUGGCCAGAAGAGACUAUAUUGACUCUCAAGUUUUGGAGUACUUGAACAAAAACAAAUCUGAGACACCAGAGGAAAAAAUGUUACGUUCACUGUCGGUUGGUUUAUCUCGAAUACCAGAAGACCGCCAUAUGAUGUUUGAUAAAAAGUUCAUCAAAAUCAAUUAA